AUGACGCGGGUAGCAGUGAGGCGAGCAGCCAGCCUUUGCGCCUGUAAGUGUCUCGCGCUGCGGACGCUUCGGUUGCCGGAGGUCAGAGGCGGGUGUCCUGCCCCACAGCCAUGGAGCAUGAAGCAAUUCUGCAGUGCGGCCCAAACCUCGGUCCGGCGUGGCCAAGUGCUGAGGCGUCUGAAAGUUUGCAGCUGGCAAGAGGCCUUGUCCAUAUUCAGCGAACUGCGGCAGGAGGGUGCGCUCAGCGCAGCCCUGUUCACUGCGCUCAGCUCCGCACAGCGGCGUGCGGCCCGUUGGGAGGGGGCGGUGCAGCUGUUGGAGCAGAUGCCCAAGGAUGCCAUCCGGCCGGAUGUGGUGAACUUCAAUGCGACCAUCAGUGCUUGCAGUGCUGCAAGCCAGUGGCCGGCAGCCAUCGCGCUUUUGCAGAGCAUGCAGAUGCAGCAGGUGAGUGGAGACCUCAUCAGCUACAACGCCACCAUGUCUGCCUGUGACCAUGCCGCAGAGACCACGCAGGCUGCGAAGUGCAUGUUGCUCAUGCGCGCAGCUGCCGUUCAGCCGGAUGCCACAAGCUACAGCACCCUGAUGAGCGCCAUCACGCGUUCUGGGGAUUGGCGGGCAGUGCUGCACCUCUUCUCGGAGAUGAGGGAGGCACAGGUGCGGCGGGACUCCGUGUGCUUCAGCGUGGCUAUGGGCGCCUGCGAGAAGGCCAGCGAAUGGAUGAAAGCUGUGGAGCUCUUUGAGGCCAUGCACGGGCAGCGACUGCGGCGGGACGUGGUCAUCUUUGGGAACGCCAUGUGCGCCAUGACCAGGGCUGGGGCCGUGGACGGAGCGCUGAGCCUGUUGGGCGUCAUGCAGGCUGAGGAGGUCGCGCUGGACACCGUGGUCUGCAACAGCUGCCUCAGCGCCUGUGCCAAUGCUGCGCGCUGGGAGGAGGCGCUCCAACUGGUGGGUCUCAUGACGGAGCGCCGGCUGGCCAAGACCACGGCCACAUGCAACUCGGUGGUCCGAUCCCUGGAAGCUGGCGGGGAGCAUCGCAGGGCUGUCGCUGUGCUCCUGCGCGACUUCAUUGAGGAGGAACCAGCUGCUGAUUGCUAUAGCAGCGGGCGACACAGCAUGUUCAGGACGGCGCGGCCGAGUGCGGUGACCUUGCAGCUGCGCGAGGCCAUCGCCGACCGGCUGGAGCGCGCCUUGAUGGCCGGAGCGAGCGCGCACGGCGCUGAGAGGCAGCACCCGCGGCCAGUCGUUGCUGUUGCUGGACAGGGACUGAAACCGUCCUUGCGCCCGUCCCCCUCCUGGUGCAGUGAUGCCGCUGGGAAGGCUUUGGCCAGUGUCCUUGCGGUAGCCAACCCUGACCCGACUCCGCUGAAGGAGUUGGCAGCCCGGUUGGAGGCAGCCCUGCCUUUUCCCGCCAAGGUGGUUCCGUAUGGUUCCAUCAUCAGCCGAUUUGCGGAUCGAGAUGCUGACGCUGACCUCUCCGUACUUCCCGAGCAAUGCCAUUCCCGACAGCUACAGCAAAGGGUGCUGGUCGAGUUGCGGCAAGAGCUCUUGAAGCGGGGAUGGCAUGUGUCAGCCAUUGGCUUGGGUGGUCGCGUGCCUGUCCUGACGCUGUACUGGGCGGAGGGCACAGCCGACGUCACGGUGGGCAACCAGCUGGGAGUCUACAAGAGCGAGCUCUUGCGGGAGUACUCAAUGCUGGACAGGCGACUCUGUGACCUCGUCAUUGCAGUCAAACGCUGGGCCAAGCUGCGGCAGAUCAGCGGGCAGACGAGGGGAUAUUUGGGUGGCUAUGCGUGGACAUUGCUGGCGCUGGCCUUUGCCCAGACUGUGGCAGUGCCCUCGCUGCAGGCCAUGGCGACGCCCAAGAUUUGGACGGACACUUCGAGCUACAACGUGGCCUGGGCUGCUGCCCAGGAUGUGAGCAAGGGUCAGCUUGACUGGAAUGGCUGGACUUCAGCCGGGCUGCUUCAUGGCUUUUUCAGCUUCUUCGAUGAGACUUUCGACUUCCACCGGGAGUCUGCUUCCGUCCGCCUGGGCUGCCGGGCGGUGCGCGUGGGCAUGGACAGGCCGGACAGGCCGCGGUACAGGACGCCGCCACGUUUGUCUCUGGAAGAUCCCAUUGAGACGGACUGGGACCUGGGGGCCAUCCUGGACGCGCCGCGCCUGGCGCGGCUGCGAGCGGAGCUGCGGCGGGCCUCGCGGCGCCUACGGGCCGGUGCUCGUCAGAUAAGCCGGGCGGUAGACUGUAGGGACGCUGUGAAACGGGCCAUGGCGAGCUCUGGCACUUACAGGGCCUUGAUGUGCGAGAAGAUUUCUGCUUCCGCCUCUGAAGGAAUAGAGGCAGCCGUCAUCAAGGACCUUCCUCGUCAAGCACAGCUGGGGCAGGACGAGGUGCGGAUCUCGGCGCGUGCGGCGUCGCUGAACUUCCCCGAGUUGCUGAUGAUGCAGAACAAGUACCAGUACAAACCUCAACUGCCUUUCGUCCUGUGCACGGAAGGUGCUGGAGUGGUCACAGAAGUUGGGUCUAAGGUGACCAAAUUCCAUCCUGGAGAUCGGGUAUUUUAUGCAACUCUGGCGGGCUGUGCACGGGAGGAGAUGACUCUGUCGGAGCAGAUGUGCGUUCCACUUCCUGAUGCACUGUCCUUCAGCCAGGGAGCAAGCUUCCACAUGGGCUACACGACAGGCUACCAUGGCCUGGUGACCAGAGGGCGGCUCCAGGCUGGGGAGUGGCUUCUGGUCACGGGCGCCGGGGGCGGCAUGGGCACCAUGGCGGUGGAGCUGGGCAAGGCCGUGGGCGCCAAGGUGAUUGCGGCCGCCAGCUCGGACGACAAGCUGGAGGUCUGCAAGAAGUUGGGUGCUGACUACGUGGUGAACUACAGCAAGCAAAAGCUCAAGGAUGCUGUGGGGGAGAUUACCAAGGGGCACUACUGCGAUGUGAUCUACGACCCUGUUGGAGGAGAGAUCUUUGACCAGUGCGUGCGCUGUGUGGCCCCAAAGGGCUAUGCCAGACUUCUAGUGGUGGGCUUUGCGUCUGGCACCAUCCCAAAGUUUGGCAUCAACAUGGUCAGCGCCGAAACUCAGUCGCCGAAGUGGCUUCCCAGCUUGCAAGGCAUCACAGGAUGUGCCUCCAAUCUGCGCCUGGCCAAUUGCGUCGGAACGGAGCGGGCUGAGGGCCUGGCGCGGCAGGCCGCGGACGCGGUGGAGCUGCUGGGCGCCGGCGUGACGCUGCCGCAGGCCACGGCUUUGGUCUGCCAACUGGCCCUGGACUGCAUCGGCUUGACGAAAGCAGUGGAUUUGGAGCUCGCCUCCCAGAUGAUGGAUUGCUUCGACCAGACGGGCCUUGUGGUCUGGGGCUUCAGUGUGGAAGUCGCGGAGCUUGUUGCGCUCAGUUUGGCUGCCGUGGCCGGCUUGCUGGUCCUGGGCAACCAUGACAUGAGCGUGCCCAGCCACCGCUACGCCAAACGUGCACAGAUCGCGCCAUAUUUGGAGCCGGUGGCUGCAGACUUCGACGUCAUCUCGGCACAGGUCUACGCCGCGCUGUGUCGCAUUGAGCUGGAGGAGGGCACGCCGGAGGAGCGAAGCCUGGUGCGGGCGUUCCAGCGAAUCUGCAUUUGGAUUCUCACCAUUCUGUAUCGCUUUGAAGGCUCUGGCAUUGAAGCAGCAAAUUUGUGGGAGUGGGCUGGCGGAGAUCCACACUGGGCUUUGGUGCUGGUGAAGGGCGUGCUGGCCUUUUCUCAGGCAGAGGAGGGUCUGGUGCCAGACGAGCUGCACAGCCUAAAGGAUGCAGUUCUCCUGGCGGCCUGCAGACUGCACACGCCCGACAUCGCCUUUGGUGGUGAGUUGGAAGCAGACAUCAUCGCCGACGAUUUGGGCGGAGGCUUCUCAAUGGCUGAGCGCCUGGUGGGAUCAGAUUUACACAGAGCAAGGCUCGCUCAAGCAGCAGUUGAUGCAAAUCUCUUGGCUCCCGCUGUGGCCCAUGCGUCCUCAAGCAGUGCUGACUGUGUUGCAGCUCUGCUGAGCUUCCUCUCAGCGCUGACGAAGCCCGUGCAAAGUCAGUCGUCUGCCUGGGCCGAAGUUAUCGCAGAGGGCGAAAGCACCACCAGCAUCACUACCCGGGCGGAUGCGGAGGGCGUCAUUGACGCCUUUGCGGCUGCGGCCUCCAUGUAUCGCCACAGUGUCUGGACGCUGCUCACGUCAACCGGAACGGCUCCCAGCCUGGGCUUCCUCCGGGACUGCGCGCAGCUGGCCGCGGCCGUGCCGCCGCCGGAGCUGUGCUGCGCGGCCCUGGGCGCCUGGGCGGACGGGGCCGGCGGCGCGGAGGCGGACCUGGCGGCGCUGGCGGCGCUGGCGGCGAACGCGCGGCUGGGCCCCGCGGACCUGGCGCCGCUGCGCGCGCGCGUGGAGCAGCUGGACCCCGAGGCCUCGGAGGCCUUCGCGCGGCACAUGGCUCGGUCCCGGGCGCCCAUGCGCCAGCCGGAGACCUGGGAGCUUUGGUACAACCUGGCCGGCUCGCGCCCUCCGCCUCCAGACUCUCCAGACUCUCCAGACUCUCCAGACUCUGACGCCAAAGAGCCAAAGCCAGAGCCAAAGCCAGAGCCAAAGAAGCGGCCAGCCCAGGCAAGUCUCAGGGACAUUAUCCGAGAUGCGCCGCCUGAGCUGUGCUGCGCUCUGGACGGCAAGCUGCUGAUGGACCCAGUGAGGUCGCCUUAUGGCCACGUCUUCGAGCGCUCCAACCUUGCCAGGGCGCUGGAGCAAGAGCUUUGCCCUUUGACGGGUGAGGCGCUGCGCCUCGGGGACUGCGUGCGGGACGCGGCGCUGCGUCUCCGGGCUGCGCAGUGGGUGCGCUCCGCGCAGCGAAAGGUGACAAAUGGCUGA
Molecule: messenger RNA, 4872 nt
Organism: Effrenium voratum
Lineage: Eukaryota; Dinophyceae; Suessiales; Symbiodiniaceae
Source: the annotation of a GenBank genome assembly